AUGGACGUCACCGUGAGCCCCAGUGUCUCUGCCGGGACCCCCGCGCCUCCCCUCUCGUCGGACCGCAUCAAGAAUGCUGCGGACAUCUCAGUCAUUGUCAUCUACUUCGUGGUGGUCAUGGCCGUGGGGCUGUGGGCCAUGCUGUCAACCAAUCGUGGGACUGUUGGAGGCUUCUUCCUGGCAGGCCGGAGUAUGGUGUGGUGGCCGAUUGGUGCCUCUCUCUUUGCCAGUAACAUUGGCAGUGGCCACUUUGUGGGGUUGGCCGGGACUGGAGCAGCAUCAGGCAUUGCCAUAGGAGGCUUUGAAUGGAAUGCCCUUGUGCUUGUGGUUGUCCUGGGCUGGGUGUUUGUACCAAUCUACAUCAGGGCUGGGGUGGUGACAAUGCCAGAAUACCUAAGGAAGCGAUUUGGUGGGAAGCGCAUACAAGUCUACCUGUCUGUCCUUUCUUUGUUGAUUUACAUUUUUACCAAGAUCUCGGCUGACAUCUUCUCAGGAGCCAUAUUCAUUAAGUUGGCCUUGGGACUUGACCUGUACGUGGCCAUAGUUAUUCUUCUGCUCAUCACAGCCCUUUAUACCAUCACAGGGGGCCUGGCAGCUGUGAUCUAUACGGACACCUUACAGACUGCCAUUAUGCUGGUGGGAUCCUUGAUCCUGGCCGGGUUUGCCUUUAAUGAAGUUGGGGGCUAUAAUGCCUUCAUGGAGAAGUACAUGAAAGCCAUUCCAAGCAAAAUCUCUGAGGGGAACUUCACUGCCCCUUCCGAGUGCUACACACCGAGGGCAGAUUCCUUUCAUCUGUUUCGUGAUCCUAUAACCAGUGACCUCCCCUGGCCGGGUCUUAUCUUUGGCCUUGCCAUCCUUGCCCUGUGGUAUUGGUGCACUGAUCAGGUCAUCGUGCAGAGGUGCCUCUCAGCCAAGAACAUGUCCCAUGUGAAGGCUGGCUGCAUACUGUGUGGUUAUCUGAAGCUACUGCCCAUGUUUCUUAUGGUGAUGCCUGGCAUGAUCAGUCGGAUACUCUACACAGAUAAGGUGGCCUGUGUCCUUCCCUCAGAGUGUGAAGCCCAGUGCGGCACCAAAGUAGGCUGUUCCAACAUUGCCUUCCCAACCCUGGUAGUGGAACUCAUGCCAAAUGGUCUUCGUGGCCUGAUGCUGUCUGUCAUGUUGGCCUCCCUCAUGAGCUCCCUCACCUCCAUCUUCAAUAGUGCCAGCACUCUGUUCACCAUGGACGUCUACACCAAAAUCCGGAAGAAGGCAUCUGAGAAGGAGCUUAUGAUAGCUGGAAGGGUGUUCAUGCUAGUACUAAUUGGUGUCAGCAUUGCCUGGGUCCCUAUUGUGCAGUCGGCUCAGAGUGGGCAGCUCUUUGACUAUAUCCAGUCAAUCACCAGUUACUUGGGGCCACCCAUUGGUGCUGUUUUCCUGCUUGCCAUUUUCUGCAAGAGAGUCAAUGAGCCGGGUGCCUUUUGGGGGUUGAUUGUGGGACUCCUGGUUGGACUGUCUCGAAUGAUUACAGAGUUCGCCUAUGGAACAGGCAGCUGUAUGGAGCCCAGCAACUGUCCUACGAUAAUUUGUGGUGUUCAUUACCUCUACUUUGCCAUUAUCCUGUUUGUAGUGUCCAUCAUUGUCAUUUUAGCUGUCUCUCUCUUGACUAAGCCCAUCCCAGAUGUGCAUCUUUAUCGCCUAUGUUGGAGUCUGAGGAACAGCAAGGAAGAACGCAUUGAUCUGGAUGCAGGUGAUGAGAAGGAAGUCCCAGAUGAUCCUGAAGACAAGUUGGAAAUAGAUGCAGAAGUCCCUCAGGAGAAUAAGAGCUGCCUCAGGAAGACCUAUGACAUGUUCUGUGGACUGGACCAGCAGCAGGGGCCCAAGCUGACCAAGGAGGAGGAGGCUGCCCUCAAGAUGAAGCUGACAGACACAUCAGAGAAGCCUUUGUGGAGAAAUGUUGUCAAUAUUAAUGGCAUCAUCCUCCUGGCUGUGGCUGUCUUCUGCCAUGCUUACUUUGCAUAGAUUCAGUUGGCCCCCUUCUGCAAACCAGGUUCCUGAAGGCCAAUCUCUCAUCCUUUCUCCACUACUGGAUUCCAUCCUGCACUGUCAUGGGGGAGGGGGAGAGAGGAAGAGAGUUGUAAAUUAGAACUAAGAAAUGAGUGUAUAUAUGUAUAAUUAGAGCAUAUACAAAUGAAAAAAAUUUCUCAUUGUUAAAUUAUAUUUCAAGCAAAAUGAAGAAAGGUGUAUAUACUAAAGCUUCCUAAAACAAUGGAG
Molecule: messenger RNA, 2250 nt
Organism: Trichosurus vulpecula (common brushtail)
Lineage: Eukaryota; Metazoa; Chordata; Mammalia; Diprotodontia; Phalangeridae
Gene: SLC5A1
Product: solute carrier family 5 member 1
Exons: 15
Coding region: 1-1998 (665 amino acids)
Biological process (GO): transmembrane transport; sodium ion transport
Cellular component (GO): plasma membrane
Molecular function (GO): D-glucose:sodium symporter activity
Source: RefSeq, a predicted model, not a curated record